AAUAUGAUUACCCAAUAAUAAUAUUGGAAAAUGCAUAUUUUUGAAGUAAAAUAAUAAUUUUCUUUAUUGCAGAUAUUGAAAUUUUUUACAAAAUUUUUUCAAAAUAAAUAACUUACUCUGAAAUCCUCCAUAGUUAUUUCCAAAUGGCCAGCACAAAGUGAAGCUUUGUUGAGAUUAUUAGAGAGAGAUGAGUCUUAAAAAUUUUGUUGUUGAUAGAGAUACUGCUGCUUUAAAAUUUAUUAAAUUUUCAAUAAGGUAAUUUUUAUAAAUAAUUUAAGGACCAUUUUCAUAAUAUUCCAAUCUUGUGAUCCACUUAGGUUCGAAUCUUGAUAAUGAUGUUAAUAUUGAUCCUCAAAACCAGC
Molecule: messenger RNA, 362 nt
Organism: Paramecium sonneborni
Lineage: Eukaryota; Ciliophora; Oligohymenophorea; Peniculida; Parameciidae
Source: the annotation of a GenBank genome assembly